Messenger RNA from Anolis carolinensis (green anole), 1751 nucleotides. It is a transcript of the gene lpar4, whose product is annotated as lysophosphatidic acid receptor 4. Gene Ontology annotation, cellular component: plasma membrane. Gene Ontology annotation, molecular function: lysophosphatidic acid receptor activity. The record is from RefSeq and is a predicted model, not a curated record. The coding region runs from base 456 to 1502 and encodes 348 amino acids. The transcript has 2 exons. NCBI's taxonomy places the organism in Eukaryota, Metazoa, Chordata, Lepidosauria, Squamata, Anolidae. Gene Ontology annotation, biological process: phospholipase C-activating G protein-coupled receptor signaling pathway; positive regulation of Rho protein signal transduction.
CCCCCCUCCCUCCCUUCCCUGCAGGUUUGCAAAGGCCCCCUUUUCUUCCUUUCUUUCUUCCUUUCUUCCUUUCUUGUCCUUUCUUUCUUUCUUUCCUUCCAGUAGAGCCGCAAGUCUUGGGGAACUGGGACAGGAGGACAAGCCCUGCUUGCUUUUCCUUUCUUUCCUUCUUGGAGGAUUUUUUUUCCCUGCCUCCUCUUGGAUUAGGAACUUUAAAAAGAAAGUUUCAAGGAUAUGGAUCAAAUGCAUGCAUGGCGGGGAUCCUAAAGCUCCGACGUCCUGGUACUACACAUCCCAUCCUCCUAGGCUCUCUUGGGAGAAAGGCGUCUUUCAUGACUAUGUGGCAACUGGACCUUGAGUGGCAUCCCUGGACCAUGCUCCUCGAGGACAAGAGAGCGUCCUGACUUCCACGCAUGGCGUCCACUUCAUGAGGCUUUGCACAAGGCAGAGCUGGCAUGGAAAACCACAGCAACAACCAUACCUGUUUGAUGGAUGAUUCCUUCAAGUACAACCUCUACGGAGCGGUCUACAGCGUGGUGUUCGUCCUGGGCUUGAUCACCAACUGUGCCUCGUUGUUUGUCUUCUGCUUUCGUAUUAACAUGCGGAGCGAGACCACUAUUUUUAUGACCAACCUGGCGGUCUCCGACCUGCUCUUUGUCUUCACUCUCCCCUUCAAGAUCUUCUACAACUUCAACCGACAUUGGCCGUUUGGAGACCCUUUGUGCAGGAUCUCCGGCACGGCCUUCUUGACCAACAUUUACGGGAGUAUGCUGUUCCUCACUUGCAUCAGCGUCGACCGCUUCCUUGCGAUCGUCUACCCGUUUCGAUCUCGUACUAUUCGGACGAGGCGGAAUUCAGCCAUUGUGUGCGCGGGGGUGUGGAUUCUGGUUCUCAGCGGAGGGAUCUCGGCGUCCUUGUUUUCCACCACCAACACCACCAACAAUAGCACCACGUGCUUUGAAGGCUUUUCCAAACGGAUAUGGAAGACCUACUUAUCCAAGAUUACAAUAUUUAUUGAAGUGGUCGGCUUCAUCAUUCCCCUCCUGCUCAACCUCACGUGUUCCUCUUUGGUCUUGAGGACUCUUCGGAAACCCGCCACCCUCUCGCAGAUUGGCACCAACAAAGAGAAGGUUCUCAAGAUGAUUAUAGUGCACGUGGCCAUUUUCGUGGUGUGUUUUGUGCCCUACAACUCCAUCCUUUUCCUGUACGCUCUCGUUCGUUCCCAGGCCAUUGCAAACUGUUCCUUGGAGAGAUUCGUGAGGACUUUCUACCCCAUCACCUUGUGCAUUGCCACCAUGAACUGCUGCUUUGACCCUUUCGUCUACUACUUCACAUCAGAGUCCUUCCAGAAGUCUUUCUAUAUAACUCCACACCUCAAAACGGAUUCCCUGUUCAAAACUGAAACUCCUUUAACAAAGAUUGGCCUGCCAGCCAUGCAGGAAGAGAUGAGCCACCGGGCCAUCACAAAUGGGGGAGAGGUGACAUCUGAAUCAAGUUUUUGAUCCCGGAGCUUUCUCUACCACCCAUAGGACUCCAUUCGGAACUCCAUUCAAAACCAUCCAAGAUGGGAACUGUACUGGAAACUGUGUAUAUGUGUGCAUAUAUGUGAACAUAUACACGAUGUAUGUAUAUGCACAGCCAGAUGUUUCUCUGGCCUUUUAAAAACUCAUCAUCCCAUUUUUAACUAGUAACAUGGUCCAUAUUUGCGUCUUGCUUUUAAAGCUACAAAAUAAUAAAAAUGUUUUACUGUA